Chenopodium quinoa (quinoa) is the source of this 939-nucleotide messenger RNA. RefSeq names its product glutathione S-transferase U10-like. NCBI's taxonomy places the organism in Eukaryota, Viridiplantae, Streptophyta, Magnoliopsida, Caryophyllales, Amaranthaceae. Gene Ontology annotation, biological process: glutathione metabolic process. Gene Ontology annotation, molecular function: glutathione transferase activity. The transcript has 2 exons. The record is from RefSeq and is a predicted model, not a curated record. The coding region runs from base 96 to 788 and encodes 230 amino acids. Gene Ontology annotation, cellular component: cytoplasm.
UUGAACAUUAUAUUCUAGUAUAUAUUGAUGUAGUCGUUAUUAGAUGUUAUACAUUGAGAAAGAGAGGAAGAAAAGGCAAAGGUGACGCGAAAUCGAUGGCAGAAAAGAGCUCAGUGAAGCUACAUGGAAUGUGGGCGAGUCCUUUUGCUAUGAGGGCGAACCUCGCCCUUAAACUUAAAGGCAUAGAGUAUGAGUACAUAGAGGAAGAUCUAAAAAAUAAGAGUAAAUUGUUGUUGCAAUAUAACCCUGUGCAUAAGAAAGUGCCUGUUCUUGUGCACAAUGGUCUACCUGUUGCGGAGUCAACGAUCAUCCUCGAAUACAUUGAUGAGACUUGGACCGAUCCACCACAUCUCCUCCCUAAGGAUCCCUACGAAAGGGCCAAACUCCGCUUUUGGGCGGCCUAUUUCCCACCAGUCUUCGACCUGAUGCGCAAGUCCCUUAUAACGGAAGGUGAAACACAACAAAGCACGCUAAAUGAGUUGCUACAAAAAUUGGAUGUGGCCGAGGAAGGAAUGAAGGAUAUAUUCCCAAAUGGGGUUCCAUCAUACUCACAAGAUGUUAAGCCUGGAUACUUAGAUAUAGUGUUCUACUCGCUUUUCGGAACCCAUGAAGUUGCUACUGAAUUCUUCGGUGUUAGGUUUUUAACACCGGAGAGGUAUCCACUACUGGUGUCAUGGAUUGAGGCAUUGAAAAAAGUUCCUGAAGUCCUAGAAGUCACACCACCAAAGGCUAAGAUUAUGGGGUUUUAUCAGUACUAUCGACAGAAGUUUGUACCACCAAAGGCGUAACAAAUGGAACUUUAGUUUUGUAUAAAUCUUGAUUUUCCGGAUUGUAAUGUAAUUUUCUUGAAUCUUUUGAUUGUAAAACUGUUAUUGUUAUCAAUGAGGUAUGUUCUUUUCUGAUUGGAAUAUAAUAAGUUGUAUUUAAAAUUAAAACCAA